Molecule: messenger RNA, 1435 nt
Organism: Bactrocera oleae (olive fruit fly)
Lineage: Eukaryota; Metazoa; Arthropoda; Insecta; Diptera; Tephritidae
Product: leukocyte receptor cluster member 1 homolog
Source: RefSeq, a predicted model, not a curated record
UUUUUUCUCGAUUAUCAUUUAUGAUAUUUUUUCAAUAAUUCGGAACUUUUUUAUACACACAAACAGAAAAAAUCAUGCUAGCAUCUUAAUAUGCAUUUGCACUUUAUAUAACGGCAAGGCCGCUUUCGUUCUUAAUACGUAUAUAUUGAUGAUAAAAAAAAUAAUACUACGUAGAGACAAAUAAUGUCUUCCUUUUAUACAAGAACAUAAUUCCACAUUGACAAAAUAUUGAAAAUCUCUCAGAAAUAAGUUGUAUACUGUGGUAUUGCUGUAAGGAAUGGGCUUUGUGAUAAAAUCAGCUGCUAUUUAGUUAUUGUGAACAGUUAAUUACAAGAAGAAUUAUUGAAAACAAAUUCGUUUGGAAUCGCAUAUUUAUAACGUAGUAAAUUCAGUAGUUAACUUUAAAAGAACUAUGAAUAUCCUUCCAAAAAAAAGAUGGCACGUUCGAACAAAGGACAACAUUGCUCGAGUAAGGCGUGAUGAGGCCACAGCAAAAGAAGAGGAACAGAAACGUCAAGAAAAAUUAAUAUUAGCGGAAAGCGAAGCACGCAUAAACUUUUUGAGAAAAAAAUCUGGUGUACCCAUUUGUUCGAUUAACACGGAAGAAUCUUCAACAGAUAAUGAUCUUUCCACACCAAGUGGAAAUAAUAUUGUUAAUCAACAUGUUGAUUUAUUUUCUGAUUAUAAAUCACAUAUCAAAAAGACAAAUAAGGCAUUAGAAGAUGAAAAGAAAGAAGAACAAGAGAAAUAUGAAAAGCAAAUAGGGUACUUGACAUACUUGGGCCAGGAUACUAAUGAAGCCUUAAAAUUACGAAGCUGGUAUGAAGUAGCACCAAAACGAUCAGAGGUCGGUGAUAGUAACACCAUUGAAAAAGAUGUGAAAAAUAAACAGUCACAGGAUCCUUUGACGUUGAUUAAUGCUUUACUCCCUAAAGUUGAGCAAAAGAAAGUAGUCUGUGUAGAAAGUGACUUAAAACAACGUUCUCGUGAAGAUAUUUCUACACCGGAUACUUCUUCUCCAUCAAAGAAAAUAAGAAAGUAUGAAAGCAUAACAGAAAAAUUUAAAAACUCAAAACAGAAAAAGUCAAAGAAACACAAAAAACAUAAACAUAAAAAAGGAAAGGUUAAAAAGAAAAAGCGUUCUAAAUAUGAAGAUAACGAAAGUGAUACGGAAGAAAUACAGCGAAUUAAACAUGAAAAAUUAGAAAAACUGCGAAAGGAACGCCUAAUACGAGAGGCUAGUGAACGAGCACGACAAGAGGCAUUAUUAGCACCGAUAAAACCGGUACAAGAAUUUGAUAAUACUAAUAAUAUGCCUCAUCAACGAAUAGUACAAAAGUAUAACAGCCAGUUCAACCCGGAAAUAGCAAAGCAAAAUAUGAUUUAAUGAUCUUGUCCUUGCUUUAAUAAAAUUAAUCUAUCUAUAAAACAUACA